AUGUCCGCAGCAGAUGCAGUGGGCCUGAAAGCUGGCAAGGACUACCCAGGUGUGGGUGUCGGCGCCUUCGUGUUUGACGACCGUGGCAGAGUUCUGCUUGUCAAACGAAGUUCGACCUCUCGCGUGGCCCCUGGCACCUGGGCAAGGCCGGGUGGUGCAGUCGAGCACGGGGAGUCCUGCGAAGCGGCCCUCAUUCGCGAGCUUCGGGAAGAGACGGGCCUGGACAUUGUCGAACCGCAGCUCCUUGAUGUCAGCUCCCAGAUCUCUUCGUCGAGUCACUGGGUCUCCAUAGGAUACAUUGCGCAGCUGGCGCCCGGCUGCGCUGCCGAAUCGGCCGUAAAUCGCGAACCUGCGAAACACGAUGAGUUGGGAUUCUUCGACCUGGAGGAUCUGCCCACCCCUCUGGCCGACUUUACGGCCCCUGCGCUGGAGUCGCUGCGGGCAAAGCGUCGGCAUCCAGCGGCAGCAGCUGCCACGACUUUGGGCCCUCAGGUGCUGGACGAGCCAUCGCCGGCAAUCCUUCGAAUAGCGGGAGCGUUGGUGCGGCUUUGGCACUCACGACCGGACCUGGACUUCGUGGUGAAGCUGGAGGAUGCAGUCACGCUUCCUCUCGUUCCAUUUUUCGACAAGGUUGUGGAGCACGCUGACGAGUCGCUGCUGUCGGGGCCUCGAUGGGCUGGAUCGUUGAGGAUUUUCCAGUGUCUGUGCGCAGUAGCACUGCUGACGAGGCUUGCGAAACCUGCCCCGUCCCUGCGGCCGCCGAGCGGUUUUGCCAGGAGAUGA
Molecule: messenger RNA, 783 nt
Organism: Symbiodinium sp. CCMP2592
Lineage: Eukaryota; Dinophyceae; Suessiales; Symbiodiniaceae
Source: the annotation of a GenBank genome assembly